CGUUUCAAGUCAGUGAUCUCCUAUCACGGCACAGUAUUUGAAAGCUUAUUUUCUGCCUUUGCGAACCGAUUAUUCCAACAAUUUGAAAGCGAUUAUUAAUAUUUGCAAUGGCAGAAAGUUCAACCAAAUCAAUGGCUCACCUGUCCAAACUUGAGUCCCUUGAUGGAAAUAACUACAAACGCUGGGCUCAAAAACUUCUUAUGUUUUUCGAGCAACUGGAUAUUGACUAUGUCUUGUUCAGUGACUGUCCCACUGCCAUUACGGCUACUGCUGAUUCAAAUUCUCCUUCUGCUGCUGUCAUUAAACAGAAUGAGGAUAAAAUUCUGAAAUAUGAAAAAGAUAAUAAAACAGUUCGUUUCCAUCUCCUUAAUCUGAUGACUAAUAAUUUGUUUGAUUUGUUCAUGGUUCAUAAGUCAUCCAAACUGAUUUGGGAGGCCCUUGAGAAAAAAUAUGGGGCUGAUGAUGCUGGGAAACAGAAAUACGUUGUAGGAAAGUGGCUGGCUUUCCAAAUGGUUGAUGACAAACCUGUCAUGGACCAAGUUCAUGUCUAUGAGAAUCUGUGUGCUGAUGUUUUAAAUGAGGACAUGAAAAUUUGUGAGGUUUUUCAGGCCAAUGUUCUGCUGGAAAAGUUUCCUCCCUCCUGGAGGGAGUUCCGUAACAAUCUGAAACAUAGGAAAGAGUUCCUGUCUCUUCAGGAUCUAAUCAGUCACAUGAGGAUCGAAGAGGCCAACCGAAUCAAGGAUAAUCAGGACUCGGUUCUUGUCAAUGUUACCAAAGCCAAUCUGGUGGAAUCUGCUGCUGCGCCAGGUUCUGACAAGUUCAAGGGUAAGGGUAAGAAGUGUUCAACAAGGGUAAGAAGCAAGGAAAAGUGAACAAACCAAGUGGUAAGAUUCAAAAGAAGACUUUUGUAUGCUAUGUGUGUGGAAAGCCUGAUCAUAAGGCUUACCAAUGCCCUCAACGCCAAGGUUCUGUCCUUGAAAAAUAUGAUGAAUGCUAUGCUUGUAAGUUCUGGGUUGCCUGAUGAAAUGUGGGGGGAAGCUGUUCUUUCAGCUUGUCAUGUUCUUAACCGAGUUCCUCACAAAAGAUUAGAUAAGACCCCUUAUGAGCUAUGGAAGGGUUAUCCUCCAAACUUGAGUUUUCUAGAGUGUGGGGGUGUCUAGCCAAAGUUGGGCUUCCUGACUAUAAAAAGUCAAACAUAGGACCUAAGACUUUUGAUGCUGUAUUCAUUGGUUAUGCUCAUGCUGCAUAUAGAUUCAUGUCUUUGAGUGAUAGGUCUAUCUGUGAGUACAGAGAUGCUGAGUUUUUUGA
Beta vulgaris subsp. vulgaris (sugar beet) is the source of this 1308-nucleotide messenger RNA. RefSeq lists its product as uncharacterized. The transcript is spliced from 2 exons. The record is from RefSeq and is a predicted model, not a curated record. Bases 108 to 872 code for a protein of 254 amino acids. Lineage: Eukaryota; Viridiplantae; Streptophyta; Magnoliopsida; Caryophyllales; Amaranthaceae.